CUUGGCGAUAUCAUUGUUGGUUCUGUGAAAGAGGCGAUUCCAAAAGGUAAAGUGAAGAAAGGAAAGGUCGUUUAUGGUGUGGUUGUGCGUGCUGCGAUGCAGAAAGGGCGCGUUGAUGGAAGCCAAGUCAAGUUUGAUGACAAUGCGAUUGUAGUUGUGGGCAUUAAGGAGAAGAAGAAGAAGAAACCGGAGGAGAAUAAGAAGAACAAAGUGGAGUUUAACCAACCAACUGGUACCCGAGUGUUUGGUCCUGUCCCACAUGAAAUGCGGAACAAGAAACAGCUCAAGAUCCUUGCUUUGGCUCAGCACAUGGUUUGAGAGUAUACAUCACCACUAAAAACACCAGUUAUGAUCUCUUAUGUAACUCUCAUCCAUCC
Molecule: messenger RNA, 377 nt
Organism: Camelina sativa (false flax)
Lineage: Eukaryota; Viridiplantae; Streptophyta; Magnoliopsida; Brassicales; Brassicaceae
Source: RefSeq, a predicted model, not a curated record